Messenger RNA from Fundulus heteroclitus (mummichog), 3479 nucleotides. RefSeq names its product SYS1 golgi trafficking protein (gene sys1). Gene Ontology annotation, cellular component: Golgi membrane; trans-Golgi network. The transcript is spliced from 4 exons. Bases 241 to 711 code for a protein of 156 amino acids. NCBI's taxonomy places the organism in Eukaryota, Metazoa, Chordata, Actinopteri, Cyprinodontiformes, Fundulidae. The record is from RefSeq and is a predicted model, not a curated record. Gene Ontology annotation, biological process: Golgi to endosome transport; protein localization to Golgi apparatus; Golgi to plasma membrane protein transport.
UCUACUGCUGUGACGUCUUUGUUGUGAGCACGGUUUAAGUCCACCGUCAAUACGUCCACCUCAUCCCCGAGGAGGCUUAAAACCCGGGAGCAUCGGCCAGGACUGUGGUUGAAGCUCAGCCUGAAGCCUCUCCGCUCCUGCUUCGAGUCUAGGUUGAGAGGUCACAGGUGAUGCUGGAUGGGCCAGCUGUGGGUGCUUUCCUGACCUUCCCUGGGCCUGCAUGUGUAACAUCAGUGAAACAUGGCCGGCAACUUCCGGAGCUACAUCUGGGACCCAGUCCUCAUUAUCUGUCAGAUUGUGUUGAUGCAGUGCGUCUACUACAGCUUCCUCGGGCUGUGGAUGGCCGGAGUGGACAGCCUGGUCCACAGCAGUCGCUCACUAGAUCAGAUCUUCAGCUAUGAACUCCUUGGUUUUGCAACAAUGCAGGGCAGACUCUCGAUGAUGGCGUUCAUCUUGAACUCUCUUACCUGCGCUCUGGGCCUGUGGUUCUUCGUCCGUCGAGGGAAGCAGUGCCUGGACUUCACGGUCACCGUUCACUUUUUCCACAUGAUCGGUUGCUGGAUCUAUAACUCCCACCUCCCCUCGGCCCUCUCCUGGUGGCUCAUCAACGUGGCCUGCAUCGCGCUGAUGGCCGUCAUCGGGGAGUACCUCUGCAUGCGGACUGAGCUCAGGGCGAUUCCAGUCAACACCGGACCCAAAUCUAACCUGUGAACGUUUGUCGGUUAAUUCUUUUCUUUUUAAGACUUGAGGAACUCACCGAGAAAGGUUGCAGAAAGGAAGAGAAACCUGCGUGAACAUAGAGACUGAAUAGUUAUGAAUGUUGUCAUAAGGUGGUCCUCCAGCUGACUUGAUAUUUAUUCAUAGCUGCUUAUUAAAUGUCGGGGCAGUAUUUUCUUUGUAGCUUAUCAAAAAUGUGUCUUUUAAUGUUUUUGAAAGAGAACAUCUGCUGACAUCAUCACCCCUGCAGCUAGAGUUGGUACUUCAACUCAUUUUAGUGCAUUCAUCGCCAUGUUAUGAUGCACAGUGAAAUUUAGACACCAUGCCCACUUUAUCAUCCUCUUAAAGCUCCCUAAAGCUCAUUGUGUAUAACAUGUGAAAUAUAGCCUUUUUUUAAGAUUUUGUGGCACUAGUGGCCUUCAUUCAUUUGCAAGGCAGAGAGAAAUAAGGAAGAUAUGUAGUAAGUUUUACCGCUGAGCCACACGGUGCGCCCUGGAAUAUAGUCUUAAACCCAACUAUAAAGUUUCCUGCUUCCUUAUUACAGGAGCUCUCAAAAGCCACACCCCGGGUUUUUGAUACUUAAACAUUUGAAACCAUGAUGAAUCAUGUCUAUAUACUUUAUGCACCUAUUAAUCUGACAUAAAUCCUGUACAGCUGAACUGAAAACAACCCGUAGAAGCGCUAAUAACCAGGCUGCACAAGUGUGCACACCACUAAACGCUUUGUUUCAGCGUUCAGUCUCUUCUUGUCCAAUCAAUCGGCACACCACACCUUCACUUGGUGACAUUUUGCUCAUUCUGCCUUACAGGCUUAUCAGAAUAAAUGAGGACAUCUAUUGGCGGACCCACAGCUCUGUUUUGUCAGAUUCAUCUCUGGACUCUGGGUCUGCUUUCUUUGGUAAAGCCGUUCUGUCGUUGAUCUGAAUGCACGUUUAGACUUAUCGUGCUGAGAAAUGAAAUGCCUCUUCAUCCUCAGCUUUGUAGCAGGUAAAUCUGACUGGGAUUGGAGACUAUGCAGAAUUUUGUCCAGCUUGACAAAAACCCUAGUAAAUCUGGAAAAUUAGCCCCAAAUAUACCCUUUUGGCCCAGAAAUCCCAGUUUUCGUUUAAUUGGAUCCUGAGACGUUCUGUCACAAGGUUUUGGGAGACGUUUCAACUGCGCUGCUCAGGCCAGACACAUUGAGAUGGUCAGAUUUUUAAACCAUUAUGAACUCAACUACUAACAUGGCAGUGUACCUGACUGUUUGUCGUGUUUUCUCUAUUUUUCGAUGACUGUCUUUACUGUACCCUGAUAUAUACAGGAUAUGAUGUGACGAGAUGCUAGUGUUCUCUCCUGAUUGAUACCUUUUUGUAACAAAAAAACUAGGGCUUUACCUCUAGGAUGUAAAUGUCAGUAAAAUCCUGCUGCUGCAGCUCACUUUUAUUUCUUCAGAUCUGCAGGAACUGAAAGCAGGGGUGAACCCAGGAAGAGCGAAGGCUAAACCUGAACCAAAAGCUGCUUCAGCAAAGUAUUCGCUUAAUAGUGUGCACAUGUGCAGCUGAGUUAUUACGGCUUUUUAAUAUUUGUCUCGUAGCAGAUUUGUAUUUCACCCUAAAGGGAGGGGGGGGGGGCACUAAUCAUAACUCCAUGUUUUAAGUGUCAAAAUUUUAAAGGGGGUGUGCACGCUUUUUAGAGCCAGUGUACAUGUUGUCGGUUUCGCCUUUCUAGAUGAAAGUUUGCCCAUUCAGACUUAUCACAGGGUCUUCUUGUUUAGCUUUGCUACAUUUUUCACAGCUGUUAUUGUUUGGCUCUGUGUCUGCGUGUAUUUAUGCAUUAUGCAGAACAGUCUGGCCCGUUUAGGGACAGUUUGUCAGCCAUCAUCUGCGCUCUGACGACGGGGAAUACGUCGGAGGGAAAAGCACACGGACGUUUUCUGGAGCAGCGCCUCCCUGAUGCUUCAGAAACUCCAAAUGAACCGCUUUAAUUUUUAAGCCUUGUGACGCUCGCUGAGACUCUCUCACACUUUUGGGGGGGGGGGGGGGGGGUUGAAGCUUAGAUAGAGCAGACAUUGCAGUGUUUUUUUUUUUUUUUUAUUAUUUUGAGUGUGUUGUGUCUCAUUUGAUCAAUAAGAUUGAUGCAUAAAAUCUAUGUGAGAUACAAACUGUGUUUUUUUAGAUUAUUCUGAGCACAGCAGAGGGGGUUGUUGUCCCAAAACCGAUCAUCAAAUUCAUCACUACUCUAUGCUGAGGUCAUUUCAAGUAAAUGUUUGCUUUAGAGGAUUUCACACACGAUACCAUGCGUCGUGCUUACUCAGAGGUGGAUCCGUUCACGUUUAAUUUUACUCAUUUGAAACCAGAGUUUAAAACCUUGUUUUCAUACCUUGCCCAUGUCUAAGCUUAUUGUUUGGAUAAUGACCAAACUUGAGAAGAUGUUAGAUGUUUGAGGGGGUUUUGUUGAAUGCUGACUGGAUCACAUGAAACAUUUUUCACAAUCAACAUAGAUGAAGUCAUCAGAGAGGCACUUAGACGCUAUCUGUUAACGUCUCAUUGUGGUUGCCAGUGCUGAAGGCUUUUAGGGACUCAUUUUACUGUUUUACUGGGCUCUGUAAUAAUCCUCGACUACAUUUGUUAUUCUUAAAUGUUCCUUAUUGCGCAGAACAAAUUGAAUGAGAGACAAAGAAAUUACAGUCUUGGUAUAAAACAAGUAAACCCCCUUCCAUUUUUAGGGUUUUAUGCAUUUUUGUAUUUAAUUUUUCUUUUUAAAAUAAAUCUUAACAUGUUGGAA